Lodderomyces beijingensis is the source of this 876-nucleotide messenger RNA. The record is from the annotation of a GenBank genome assembly. NCBI's taxonomy places the organism in Eukaryota, Fungi, Ascomycota, Pichiomycetes, Serinales, Debaryomycetaceae.
AUGGACUUCAAGACUCCGUCGUCGAUGAUCUCGUCGAUCUCGAAAGUGUUUGCAAGGGCAAGGCAUUUCAGGCCUCGUGCGAGAGACUACCCAAAGGUCAAUGUUAAGGAGGUCGAGUUGAACCCAAGAAGGUAUGGAUUUCGAAAAAUCCGACCACCGAUUCUAGCCCAGUCCAAGACCAAGACCUUGUUCCCCAAUUCCGAGCUAGCCAAGCUAUAUGUCGAGCACGGCAAGAGAAUACCCAACCGGUUUAUGAGUCAGAUGGACUCGGGACGAGCACGCGCUUAUUUUGAAGAGUUUCAACAAAGAAUUAUGAUGGAUGAACCACAUUUCACCGUGGGUAAGAAACAAAUAUUCUUGCCGCAAGGCAGAGUUUGCCUAUUGAGAAACAACGCUAAGCAUACCCCUUAUCAGGCGAAGUUCCUCGUGCCCAAGAGUAUGAACAAGAUGGACUUGAGGGACUAUUUGUGGCACAUUUACGGGUUGAGAGCUUUAAACGUCACGGUGCAGUUGCAGCCUGCAACAUGGGCGAGAGGACCAAACGAUCACGGUAGGUAUAGACAGCCGCAGUUGAAGAAAAUGACCAUAGACAUGGCCGAGCCGUUUGUGUGGCCCGAAGUGUCGAAAGAGCAGCUCGAUAAGUUUGAAAACCAGGCCCACAAUAGCAUCGAGCAGAUGGAGGACGCAUACGCUGUGGGGUCAGAUAAAAAUAAACCCAACGAAAUCUACGAUGGAAUGUUCAAAGAGGAUGCCGUUGUGAAGAGGUUCAUUCCAACCCAAUUUAAAAGAACCAAUACCAAAGCCACGAAACAGCUUCAGCAGUCUUUCAAUGUACAAGAAACUAGAAAUAGAUUGGCAAGGCAUUUGAACUUGUAA